AUGGAGGACGAUAAGAAGAAGAAAAAGAAGAACAAGAAGAAGAAGAACAAGCAGGCUGAGACCACAGACAACGUUCCGGUUUCCGGUAAUGACCAAGUUUCGAAGGACGCCGCCGACGACGGUCGUUUAGACGAUGUCCCGGUUACGGGUGACGGCCAAGUUCCAGAGGCCGUCGCCGAUGUUUGUUCAGAUGCUAUACAAGACGCAGAUGCGAAUGGGAAUAGGCUUGAGAGCAAUGGCACGGAAUGUUCGUUAGCUGAAUCUGAGAAACAACAUUGGCUCCAAAGAGAGACUACCUUAGAAGAAACAAUCAAACAAUUACAAAAGGAAACGGACUUGCACAUACAGAAAGAGGCUACCUUAGAGGAUACUAUUAAACAGUUACGAAAUGAAAAUGAUUCACAUAUACAGAAAGAGGCUACCUUAGAAGAUUUCAUAAAACAAUUGCGGCAUGAAAAUGAUUCACAUAUACAGAAAGAGGCCGACCAACAGAAGGAAAUUGUACAAUUACAGAGUGAAAAAGAUUCAUGGCUUCAAAAAGAGGUUGGAUUAGAGGAGAAAAUUGGUCGAUUAGUAGAUGAAAAGGCUACUUUGGAUUCAAAAGAGUCAAGCUUACAGGAAAAGAUUAAACAUCUAGAGAGAGAUAGAGAUACUUGGAUUCUAAAGGAGGAUUCGUUUAAAGAAAUGGUAGCAAUUCUGAAUGAUGAUGUUGCUAAGUUACGAGCACAGGUGUUGGAAUUGGAGCAAUCCAGGGAUAAUGUUGUCCAAGAAAAUCAACAGCUGAUGGAAAACUCCUCUAGUCUGCAGUUGCAAAUUAAGAAUCUUGAGAGUGUCUCCUCUACUCCCUCAUCAGACGAACUUGCAAAGCAUGCUUUGGAACGUGAGGAUUUGAACUCUCAGGUUGAAGCAGCAUGUGCACUGGUUGAGAAACUAAUGGCAGAAAAUGCAGAGCUUGUUGAAAAGGUGAAUGAGUUGCAUGUUGAACUUGACCGGCAGAGUGCAACAGUUAAGCUCACUUCAACAAAAACAUCUAAUAUAACAAUUGCCCCUCCUGAAACUGCCAGUGUCAUCGAUCUCAUGUCCAGAUCCAAUGAGGAUAUGUCUACAUCAGACCAGAAGCUUGAUUCCCCAGAAGUUGCUCCAAUCAAACAGGAGAUGCAUAGUAAUGGUAGCGUGGAUUCUCAGCAUGUUGCUUUUGUUCCAGAAUUGCCAAUAUCUGAUGAAAUUAGUGAAAUAGUGCAAAUUCCAUUGGAUGAGAAUGAAGUCCGGAAUCUAGAGUUGUCAGUUGAGACUGAUAAAAAUGAUGCUGUGCCGCUUAUAGAUGCUCCCCUUAUUGGUGCGCCUUUCCGGUUAAUGUCAUUUGUCGCUAGAUAUGUGAGCGGUGCUGAUUUGGUUAACCAAGCUCCUACUAACUCUAGUCAUUAG
Prunus armeniaca (apricot) is the source of this 1425-nucleotide messenger RNA. Lineage: Eukaryota; Viridiplantae; Streptophyta; Magnoliopsida; Rosales; Rosaceae. The record is from the annotation of a GenBank genome assembly.